UGUGGGUGUUGUGUUGACGUCGCUUACUCUCCGGAGUCUCCGAUGCAACCAAACAUCUCCCGGCGUGGGUCGUUGCCUCUUUACAAACAAUUCUCCGAUUUUCUUUAAUAAUAGUGACAUGCAAGGUAAAUUUUGAAAAUGAGAUGUGUAUAGCGUGUGAGAGAGAGGACGGCGGGGAGGAUAAUGUCACUGUCGUCGCAGCAGGAUGAGGAUGGCCGCCACUACAAGUUGGUGGCCAAGACUGAUAACGCCAAGAAUAUCCUCCAGGUGCUCAGAGCUGUCAACUUCCGUGAGACAGCCACAGUACUUGCGACUGCCAAUGGGUUGAAGAUGACGGUGGAAGAGUCAAAGUGUCUCCAGGCUAAUGCGUUCAUCCAGUCUGAACUAUUUCAGGAAUAUGAAAUUCAGGAAGAAGUGGCAUUCAAGGUGAAUCUGAAUGUUCUGGUGGAGUGCCUCAGCAUCUUUGGUGGGAGCAUCUUUGGGGGAGGAACAACGCCAUCUCUCAAGAUGUGUUAUGGUGGUCAUGGUUCACCCCUUAUACUUUUGUUAGAGGAAGCUGGAGUCCUCACAGACUGUAGUAUAAACACACAAGAGGCUGAUGACACCUUAGACUUCAACUUCUGUAAUUCAGGUGUGGUAAACAAAGUUAUCAUGAGAUCAGAGUGCCUUAGAGAUAUCUUCUCUGAGCUUGACAUGUCCAGUGAUGUUUUAGAGAUUGUCAUGUCACCUGCUGCACCUUAUUUUCGUCUCUCUACUUUUGGCAGUUAUGGAACAAGUCACACUGAUAUUUCCAAAGAGAGUGACAUGAUAGAAAACUUUGCUUGCACACGAACCAUGAGUCAGCGCUACAGGCUGGGUCUUCUCCGACCUUUGUCCAAACCACUCACGGUGGCCCAGAAGGUGUCGGUGAGGACGGAUGACCGAGGUUUCCUGUGUUUCCAGUUCAUGAUUAAAACAGAAGAUAAUCACAUUUGUUUUGUGGAGUUCUUUUGUUGUCCAGAAGAAGAGCUGGAUGGCUGAGAAUGUUACUUGUUUCCGGAUAUGUGAUGUCACUUGCCACGCAAUGCUUCAGAACUGAUCCUAGGGAUAAGGUUUACUCAGUAGACAGUUUAUGGUAUUAAAAGUGUCAUUGGAACUUCUGCAGCAGUAUUAUAGACACUAUACUUGCAGCAUGUUCCUAUAUAGCACCCAGGGACAUAAUACUGUUAAUACAGUCAGUGAAUGUAACUUUUGUUCUUAUAAGAAAUAAAUUUUUCUGUAAU
Molecule: messenger RNA, 1262 nt
Organism: Procambarus clarkii (red swamp crayfish)
Lineage: Eukaryota; Metazoa; Arthropoda; Malacostraca; Decapoda; Cambaridae
Gene: Rad1
Product: Radiation insensitive 1
Biological process (GO): DNA damage checkpoint signaling; DNA repair
Cellular component (GO): nucleus; checkpoint clamp complex
Molecular function (GO): 3'-5' exonuclease activity
Source: RefSeq, a predicted model, not a curated record